AUGUCGCGCCCUUCCCGCGACCACGAGGAGCUCCUCUCUGCGCUCGACAAAACGUUCUCCAAGUACUUCGAGGAAAGGGACGAUCCCACCAAGGGAAAGAGUCCCGAAAACAAGUUCUGGGGCACGUACAUGCGGGCGAUGCAAGAUGAGGAUGAACAGCGGCCGAGGGACUGGGAUGGUAACACGGGCAGCAUAUUGACCUUUAGUGGCCUCUUCGCUGCGACCGUGGCGGCAUUCGUGAUCGAGAGCUACCACUCGCUUUCACCGGACUCGGGAGAUCAGACUGUCCUUCUUCUCGCACAUCUAUUGAAUGCAACUACGAAUUCCACGUCAGACGCGGUCGUGAAUGUGGUAUCCGCCGAACCGUUUCAGUUAUCGGCUUCGGCCGUUCUCGUGAAUAUCCUAUGGUUCUGCAGCCUCUUGAUCGUAUUGGCGUGCGCACUUCUUGCCACCCUUGUCCAGCAGUGGUCUCGCGACUACACUCGAGACAUCAAAAGACGAGACGUGCUGGACGAGAGCCUCGUCAGCCGAGCCUAUAACCACGUGUACAUCCGCAUGGGCGUUGAUCGCUACGGGAUGGAUGAAGUCGUCAAUCUGCUUGUUUCCCUCGUGCAUCUUUCUGUCAUUCUCUUUGCUAUCGGACUGAUGUUGUUCCUGUUUCCAAUCAACUCUGCUGUCGCAUGGUGCUCGUUGUUUGUGUUGGCCGUGUUCGGGAUCGCAUACUGUUCGGCGAGCUUGCUCUCGAUCUUUGACACCAGCUGUCCGUACAGAACGCCAUUGACAUUACCCUUGUCUUUCGGCCAUUGGUUACUCGGUCGCCUGUCUCACUCUGUCCGCGUCAUGUUGAGACAGGGAGAUUUCUCACCGUUGACCGAGGCCGUGUUGGAUUGGUGUUACGGCGUGUUGCCUCCUGCAUCAACGCAGUUGAUCCCCAAAAGGCGUGCGGUGUACCCGCACACAGAAGACGACGCGUUCCUCUCCGUUGUGCGCUUCAGGUUCGCGUGGUUGCAUACCAGCCGUCAGAUGCUUGACUCAGACCUUAAGAUCCUUCUCCAGUUCGUGAUGGCGAAGUUGGCGUCUAUGCCGGAGAUGCCGCGAGAAGAAUGCAUACGUCAUCUUGAGCGUGAUGAACAGCUCAAGUCUCGUUUUCAGCCCAUCGGCUCGUGCUGGCCCGGAACGGUGGACUAUGAAGCUGACGUUGUGGGUUACCAGAUGUGCUGUAUCCUGUUCCAGAGGUUCUACGACGGAUACUUAGAUGCGAGUCUCUAUGAGCGGGAUAAUGACGCCUUGAUGGGCUAUCUACGCGGCGUCAUGUCGGGCUCAACGACCUCAUCUAUCACUAUGCAUAGUGCGAUGUACGCCCUUCUAACGCGCAUGUGUCUCUUCUACAUGCGAUGGUACCUACUCCUUGUUCUCUCCGAUGCGGACGAAGAAGAGUCUAUAGCGGGUCAGGAUGUCAUUCGGAUGAUGUCCUACAUCUACCCGGACCAUGAAAGAACGGAGGUUCACGAGAUAGAUGGAUUUGGUCUGCGAUCAUACCCCGAGUCCAUCGGCCAACCCUAUACACUAUUGCAUAUUCUCAACUCCUGGACAGUGAACUCAAUGGAUUCUGCCGGACAUAGAGACUAUGGUGAGACGGAGGAGAAUGCGCGAUCCUGUUUGAUCCCUCUUCACGAUGAUGCAUGCUGUAGGCGAAGCGAUGCCAUGCGUCACGCUGCAGCUUGCAACGUCCUCACAAUGAUUGCGCACCUCAUCCACGCCCCGGAGCAUGAGAGGAUGCAGUUUCUGCGACAGAGAAAGGAGUAUGAUAACCUGCUCAAUCACGGCGCUUCGCCCUUCGUCGAAUGGAUCAACGAAGUCGAGGUAAGAGACGAUGAGCGCCAGCAAGCUCCGUCUACCGAGUUCCUUGUCGUCCUUCGCAAUGCAAGGCUAGAGCCGUGGUUGAAUCCGGGGAAUGACUUCAGUUAUGUGCCGCCGUACAGUCAGAGCGUGGGACGUCUCAUGCGCUCCAAGAUCUCAAAUCGCGAUGUCAGAGACAGUAUCUCGUUUCCACCUACUAGUACCACCAUCACUACAAUCGCAGAUGUCCUCCGUGCGCUUGCUCGCCGUGUCAACUUCAAGAUUCUUCCGCUUCAGUCAGAACAUCGAGAGCCUCCGGCAGAUCCUGAUCCAGAGGUUGGCGCUGACCUCGAUUCGGACUUUGACUCUCAAGGAGGAAGUGCGUCUGGAUCGUCUUCCGAUCCUGUUCUCGGGUCGUUCGCGGAGUACCCAGCAAUUCACUUGUCUGCAGGCUCUCAGACGACAUCACGUUCUGACGGCGCUGCAGCCAUGAUUACUUCCUCAGUACAGUCGAGCUCGCACUCGCGAUCUCAGUCAGUAAUGUCUCAAUCACAUCCGCUCGCCAUCGCUUCUCUUGAAGGGCCCACAGUGGCGACUGCAGAUGCACGUGCCCGGGAAUCACCUACGUCUCUCGCACACGUAUCGGUCUCCAGCAAUGCUGUGCCCUCGAUAGAACCUUCCCUAACUCACGAAGAGAAAGCACCGGCAUCUACACCUACAGUUGCUCAUGUCAUGCUGACCCCCGAGCCUCCACGCUUGACUGGUUCCGGUGUCCAUGAAGCUGAAUCAGAGCAACUUACCGGGACAAUGAGCUAUGCUGCAGAAAUGCAGCGCGAAUUGGCACCAACGCAAACCGAUACCGAGAAGCAGUUCACGGCUGCGUCGAAAACAUUGCACGAGAACUCGAGCGAGGGUCCUGUGUCCUCUUCCAUUCCUCAAAGUGACACAGCGUUGUCUGUUGUCGAGGCGCGGGCUGGUACCCCGAUCGACUCAGACCUAGAGCAGACUACUGGAAACUCCGUCUUCGGAGGAUCAUGUCUCACGAUCGCGCAGAAGACAGCCCAAGACUAG
Molecule: messenger RNA, 2910 nt
Organism: Peniophora sp. CBMAI 1063
Lineage: Eukaryota; Fungi; Basidiomycota; Agaricomycetes; Russulales; Peniophoraceae
Source: the annotation of a GenBank genome assembly